ACGGAACAUAUUGAGUACCGGACAGGAAGUGUAGCUCUAGCUGGCCAGCUAGCUAGUGAAAUGGCGUUUAAUUAGCCUCAAAACAAAAUGCUCUUUGGAUCGAACAAAUUUAUUACGCGUUUCACUGUCUCCAAACAAGGCUGAGGAGUAACAGAUGGAACUUUGAUGGAAUGCAAGGGGAAAGAACAGCAUUGCUGUGCUCAGCACUCAGAUGUACUUAUUAAAUAAAUACAAAAAGUAAUUUAGUCACACAAGUGAUAAGCAGACACACUAUAUCAAGUUGCACUUUCCUUAAAUAUUGAUAUAUUAAUUGCAUAUUAAAUGCAAUAUUUGAGAAUUAUUUUAAAAAAAAAAAUUUUUUUUUUUUUUUACCGUUUCUCACACUUUGCAUGUACAGUGAUCCCUCGUUUUUCGCGGUUAAUGGGGAUCAGAACCCACCUCGAUAAGUGAAAACCGCAAAGUGACCCCCUCCACCCCACCCCCACAACAAAGAAACUAUUUUAUUUUAUUUUCAUUUUUUUUAUUCAAUGUAUUAAUUCAGAUUUAGCACUGGAAAGUAGGGAUGGCCUGAUGAAGCAAUGGAGCUUUGCAGCCAAUUGGUUGGCACAUGCAGCAAAGCUUCAUGGUGCUUCAUUUACUCUAUGGCGCCAACAAGUGGUGUAGAAGCCCAAGAGGUCAACAGUGUUAAGAAUUCAAUGGCUAUUUGCUUAAAACCCUUUCUUGCCAAAUGUAUGACAUUUGUUACACUUAGAAUUUCAUGAUUUUGAGACUAAUUCAGAAUUUUGAAAUAUCUUUCCUCAAAAAAAAAAAAAUGGAUGCAAGUGAACUCAUGCAUCUGCAGGUUCCAUGAGGGGAAAAAAUAAUUUAGCAAGGGUUAUAGAUAUUAGAGCGCUUAUUACACAUAUUUUUUUUUCUUUUUUACAAAUUUGAAAAAAUAGGUUUCAGUAAGACCUUAUUUUUCAAAUGUUGUGAUUCUCUGACAAUUGCUUCAUAUUGCAGGCAUUACAGGGUUAGGACAAAGAUAUGAAUGUGCUUGUGUUAGUAAUUUAGUAUCUGAGCAAAAUACAACAAGUGCUAAGGAUAAUUUGUUAUUCAUUUUUAUUUAGAAAUAAUAGCUUUCCCACAGUGGCUGUCUUUAAACGGUUUAUUUUUUUGGACAAUAUUUCACCAGCUUUGGACAAUAUUCUUUCACAUGGCACAAAUGAAGCUGGGGUGCAGAGUAAUGCGAGUGCCGGUUUAUUUAAAUUUGGAAAAAUGACAGCUACCUCAUUGGGAAGACGCCUGGUGACAUGUCUUCUCAAUGUGUCUGAGGCUCGCAGGAAGGACCUGGUGGAAAGUGUGGCCAAGGCGGCCUUGUAUGACUCUCAAGGUGUUCGAAGACAUGGAACUACAGUGUUGAACAUCUUCAAUGACCAUGACUACAACCGAUCUGUCAUCACCAUUGUGGCCAGUAUUGAAUCCAUCCGGGAGGCCGUUUUGUCCGCAUGUGAGAAAGCCUGUGAGCUGUUUGACAUGCGGAGACACUCCGGGCUCCACCCGCGUAUGGGGGCUGUAGAUCUGGUACCCAUUUACCCUCUAGGGGAGGACGUGGGGAUUGAAGACUGCGCUCAAGAAUCUCGUGCCAUCGCUCUGGGUCUCACCCAGCGAGUCCCAGGCACGAGUGUCUUCCUCUUCGGGUGGGCGGAUGCCCCGCUACAUCGUGGGCUGGCGCAGAGGAGGAAAGAGAUGGGGUGGUUCAAGAAGACGGCAGACUUGAAAAGCAUCAAGGCCUGCGUCGGACCUGUGCCGCAGAAAGGUUUUGGCCUCACUGGUGUUGGGGCCAGUCCUUACGUCAUGAACUGCAAUGUCACUAUCGACACUCAAGAUCUAAUAGUAGGACGCCACAUCGCCACCGCCAUCAGGGAGUCCACGCCGGGAGGUCUUCCGGGUGUCCAAGUCUUGGCCUUGCCUCAUGAGGGCACCGUGGAGAUUGCCUGCAAUGUGGAGAGCGUGCCAGGGAGUCCGCCCGAGCAAACGGGCGCGACGGCACCCUGGCCGUCCUUCAGCAUCGGGGGUCGGCCGUACUGUCACGUUCCGGCUUCUCUCAUCACCGCCAGGGUUGCCGAAUUGGCGCUGGGCCACGGGGUCGGCACUAAGGGCACCGCCCUGGUGGGCUUCACCCCCAACGAGUGUCGAGGGUUGGCUGAGUGGGCUCUGUCUCGAGAAAUUGGUGAAUUUUGGAAAGAGCAGCAAAGGGUGCGCAUGUGAAAAUAAA
Messenger RNA from Corythoichthys intestinalis (scribbled pipefish), 2254 nucleotides. RefSeq names its product formiminotransferase cyclodeaminase N-terminal like 1 (gene ftcdnl1). The transcript is spliced from 6 exons. The record is from RefSeq and is a predicted model, not a curated record. NCBI's taxonomy places the organism in Eukaryota, Metazoa, Chordata, Actinopteri, Syngnathiformes, Syngnathidae. Gene Ontology annotation, molecular function: transferase activity; folic acid binding. The coding region runs from base 1255 to 2247 and encodes 330 amino acids.